CAAACGUUUGUUCCGGCACAAACGUUUUCUUGCACACCGUUGUUCUCGUGGUGCGAGCGUGCGGGCGCGCCUGGCCACUCUACUCGUCCUUGGGAUAUAAGCCAAAUGAACUAAAGGUGUUGGAAAAUAUUUCUAUAAAACGGUGGAGGAGAAUAUACUCGGCCUGGUAUAACCGCCCAGGAUAUACGCAAUAUAAUCCCCAGCAUCAGAGGUUACACUAUGCUGCUGAAAUAGAGAACUAGUCUACAAGACACCACCAAGACGCAGCUUAUCUUUCUCACCUAACAACUCGCAACUAGAUUCAAGAUGGCUAACGCGGGUCAUCUUGUGCGGCGGACGUCGCAGAGGGAGAUGGUCGUGCCUCAGAAGAGUCUGGACCGGAUGGAGAUGAGGGACAUGAGGAAUCGUCUGGUACAAGAGAACGGUGGUCCUUCCUACGGCAGUACCAACCAGGGCUUUGAAGACCCCCAGAAUAAGGUCAUAGAACUUAUAACUACGGCGGCUUCUGUGUUAUUCUCUCAUCAGCUGUCAAGUAGACAAGAGGUAAAGACAGAGGUGAUCGCUGAGGUUCACGACGCUAUUCAGAGUCCCACCCGCUCAGAGAAGGGGGACUGGGGGCUCUACCUCGCCCCACCGGGAUCCAUCCAACCAGGUCUCCAAGCCAGGCGACAACAGGGUUUAGGAACGAGAGUCUGGGACGCAAAGGGCGACCUCCUGGCUGUCACGGGUAUGCUGUAUUCGACAGGUUACCAUCUUAAGUUUUUUGAAGAAGAUCUGGAGAGAGGUCUUGCUCAGGGCUACACCUCCUUUCAAUAUCCAAAGCCAUAUUUUAUCGGGUCGUAUUCCUGUUGGCAUGUUGAUCUUUUUAGGGAACUUUAUUCUGCCAGAUACAAUAGCUUCUAUGAGAAUGAUAGGAUGGCCAGUGGGGUGGUGGCUAUUAACAGUGAGAAGAGCGUGGAAGAAUCCCAGUUCGAGUCCCGUGUGAGGCUGGAGCGGCAGUGUGACUGCAUGUGUUUCAACGUGUUGGGAGCCAAGCGUAAUUUACAUAUUGGACCUUCUUUUUUCCCACCUGAUCAGCUGGCUGUGGAGGGCAUCCCAGCUUCUCCCAGAGUUGGCCGUGGGGCAGGUUUAGAAAAGGGCCUAGGAGUGUGGAACCGGAAAAGCAGCCCCACUGAAUACUUCUGGUACAGAGAGACUUUAGAGAUCUCUCCGGACAUCAACCAUCCAGACAAGUUCAACUGGAAGAUCGCAGUGUGUCUGCUGGUGGCCUGGUUCCUGACCUACCUCUGUAUGGCCAAGGGCAUCGCCACCUCCGGCAAGGUUGUGUACGUGACGGCACCUUUCCCCUACCUGGUGCUGGUGAUCUUCUUCGUGCGGGGAAUUACCCUGCCAGGGAUGGAAGAUGGACUGAAACAUCUCUUCACUCCUGACUGGGGGAAGAUACUGGACCCGACGGUGUGGCUGGAGGCUGGCACGCAGAUCUUCUUCUCCCUGGGUCUGGCAUUCGGUGGUCUCAUCGCCUUCUCUUCUUACAACCCCGUCCACAACAACUGCUUCAGGGACGCCGUCGUGUGUGGCAUCAUCAACUGUUGCACUGCUAUCUUCGCUGCUAUUGUCGUCUUCUCCGUACUGGGGUUCAAGGCUCAUAUCACCUACGAGCAGUGUAUUGAGGAGAGGAACGCCAUCAACAUGGAGCUCUUCAACACGACGGAUGUCGAUCCUAUACCCCCGGGGGAGAUGAUUUCCAUUUCGGUGGACGGCGGCACCACGGAGAUACCCAUGCCUGAGUUGCCCAAGUGUGACCUACAGGAGACACUUAAGAACUCGGCCUCUGGAACAGGCCUGGCCUUCAUCGUCUUCACUGAGGCCAUCAACCAGUUUCCCUGGGCGCCUUUCUGGUCGGUGCUGUUCUUCCUCAUGCUCUUCACACUGGGCAUAGACUCUGAGUUCGGCACCCUGGAGGGCGUUAUUACCUCCAUCGUUGACCUCAAGGUGUUCCCCAGCAUCAGGAAGGAAAUCCUCACAGCGAUCAUCUGUUGUAUAUGCUGCGCCAUCAGUAUGGUGUUCGCUCACGGCGCUGGCAACUAUGUUUUCAUCCUCUUUGACGACUUCUCCGGCAACAUCCCACUGCUCAUUGUCGCCUUCUUUGAGUGCGUCUCCGUCUCCUACGUCUACGGUCUGAAGAAGUUCAGCGACGACAUUGAGCUGAUGAUAGGCAGCAGACCGAGCAGCUUCUUCCUCCUGUGCUGGAAAUACAUCUCCCCGGCCGUCAUGCUCACCAUUCUCGCCUCUUCCAUCAUCAAGCAGGUGCUGAACGGCUCUAGGUACAUGGCGUGGGAUGCGAACGAGGCCGUGGUGAAGUUCGAACAGUGGCCGCCGUGGGCGUGGGGACUGGUAGCUGUACUGGUACUGAUCUCCGCACUCUGGAUACCUGGCAUUGCUCUCACCAGGUUGUGUGGUAUCCACGUUAUACAAGACGAUGAACCUGCAUGGUUUCCGGUCGAGGAGUUGAAAGAAUACCACACCGUUGUGCCUCACAAGGUCACCUACGUGGAGAGGAAAGUGUUCUGUAUCCACGAGGACGGUAGCGAGGGCCUCUGCUGUCCUAUUGGUGUCCCUCAGACGGAGAGUGUCUAGAAGAGAGGACAAAUGAAGGGAAGGUAGCCGAGUGUAGACAAGGUGGUGUCGGGAAGCUGCUGACAGGUGGUGUCGGGACGCUACUGACAGGUGGUGACCAACAGCAGCAGAUGUGGUGUUACAAGCUAGUACAGGAACAAGGAUGACUCGAGAUGCACUCAAGUUUUAACCUGAAGGAGAACUUCAUCAUCUCGUUAAUAAGCCUCAUUUUCGUUGUCUGUUAUAA
This is a messenger RNA of Cherax quadricarinatus, 2863 nucleotides long. NCBI's taxonomy places the organism in Eukaryota, Metazoa, Arthropoda, Malacostraca, Decapoda, Parastacidae. The record is from RefSeq and is a predicted model, not a curated record.